Molecule: messenger RNA, 8121 nt
Organism: Kogia breviceps (pygmy sperm whale)
Lineage: Eukaryota; Metazoa; Chordata; Mammalia; Artiodactyla; Physeteridae
Source: RefSeq, a predicted model, not a curated record
CCACCACCACUCAAGCCUGCACCUGCCCUCUACCGCUAUCAAUCUAGCGUAAACUCUUAGAAUAAAGUUCAAAAUCUUUAACUCAGCAGCCUGCAUAGUCUGGCUGUCACCAACCUCCUCAUCCUAUUUUUGUGCCCACAUCUCUCUAGUUCUCUGUAGUUUCGUUCAGUUUCUCAAAAAUUUCAACUUUCUCCUCAGCUUAGUUCUUCAUCACCUGUUAUUCCCUAUUCCUGGAAAGCUACUUCUCCAGCUCUCUGCUUGGAUAGCUCUUUCUCAUCUAUCAGGCUCAGCUUAAAAGAUCAUCACUUCCUCAGGGCAGCCUUUCCCAUGAAGGUUAGCUUUCCUUCAUGUGCUGUCAUUACAUCUUACAUUAUGGUACUGUUUAAAUGCAGCUGUAUGAUUAUCUGUGUAACUGUAAGCUCCUUGGGGUUUUACAGCUGCCCUUUUCCGGCGUCCCCAGCGCCUGGCGCAUAACAAGCGUUCCAUACAUAUUUGUUGAGUAAAAGAAUGUUGAUGGAGGUGGGAUUCUAACAUAGGGCUACUUCAGAGCCUGGGGCCCUCGCCUCCGCCGCUCUGUUUCUGUGCUUUCUCGUAGACAAAUAGUGAAAGUAGGAAAUGACAGAGAUUCACGGUUCCCAGAGCCCCAGUCCGGACUGAAUUCUAAAGGGGAGGGGUGGGGGUGGAGUGGGGCACCUGCCUUGGAGGAAUCUAAGCCGCCGCGAGCAUCCCUGGCACCGGUGGGAGGCCCCGCCCUCGGAAGCACAGGAGCGCCCCCUCGCGGCGCGGCCCCGCUGUCCCAGGCCCCGGGUACCAACGGCUUCGGCCCGCGCCGGGGCAGCGGGACUUAAGCAAAGGCCCGGGCUCCCAGGAGAGCCUGGAGGCCGCGCGGGGCGAGCAGGCCUCCCAGGCCCUCGGCUCCGGAGAGCCCCUCCCAGUCCUCCCUGCAGCGGCUACCCUCGCCCUCGCCCACGCAGGGCUCCUGACGUUGGCUUCGGGCCCGAGACCAGUCAUUCAAAACGACCACUGUCCUCGGCCCCGGGAAUACUCCAAAGACCGGCAUGGACGCAGCUCUCCUCUCCUGAACAAGCAAACUAUCAUCUCAAGAGUUGGUUUCUUCCCUUUCCUUGUCCCUUCCCUUUUCCGGUGUCCAGUGGGCAUAGGUCUUGAACUUGAGGAUGGACAGACCUGGGAUGGUUCUGAUUCGGAAGGUGUGAAACCUCAGGCCCAUCCUGUAACCUUCCUAGUCUCGUUUCUGCGUCUAUAAAGUGGGGCUCCCAGCGCCUCUCUCGCUGAGCAGCAUCUGACUUUUUCAGAAACAGAAACUCUCUGGCUCCACUCCAACCAACUGGAUCGGAAACUCUAGGAAACUUCAAAAAGGACACACUAGAAUUAAUUAGAAAUGUUAAGAUUGCCCAAAAAAGGAUCACCUAGAUUUGAUCAAAUUCAAGAUGAAGAAACUUACCUGGAGAAUUUAGCAGUACAGAGAAAUGCUUCUGCUUUUUUUGAAAAAUAUGAUCGGAGUGAAGUUCAAGAGUUGCUGACUACUGCACUAGUUAGCUGGUUGUCUGCCAAAGAAGAUGUCUGCUCUCAACUAGACAUCCCGUAUGGAAUUAUGAGUCAAAUAAAUAAUGUAGCCUUCUCCACUGCAAUCCUACUAACUCCUGUAGACCCUACUGCCCUCUUAGACUACAGAGAAGUCCAUCAAAUCAUAAGGGAAUUGGCUGUUGGAAUUUAUUGCUUAAAUCAAAUUCCUUCAAUCAGUUUAGAAGCUAAUUAUGAUCAGAGUUCUUCUUGUCAAUUACCUCCAGCUUAUUAUGAUACCAGAAUUGGGCAAAUUCUGAUCAAUAUUGACUACAUGUUGAAAGCACUAUGGCAUGGAAUAUAUAUGCCCAAAGAAAAACGAGCUAGAUUCUCUGAAUUGUGGCGUACCAUCAUGGACAUUGAUCCAGAUGGGAAGCCUCAAACAAAUAGAGAUAUUUUUGCAGAGUUUAGUUCAGCAGGCUUGAUAGAUAUUACAAAGGAUCCAGACUUUGAUGGCAUCUAUGAUGAAGACAUGAAUGAAGAUCCAACAUAUAAUCCCAAUAGUCCUGAAGAAAAAGCUGUAUUUAUGAAAUAUGCUGAAAAUAUUCUACUAAAGUUGACAUUCAGUACCACACAAGUUCAACAGUGUGAAAAUGUUUUCAUAUUUGAAACAGCCUAUUGGCUUACUAAUGCUGUAAAAUAUAAUCAGGAUUAUCUUGACAUUUGUACCUAUCAGAGAUUACAGCAAAGGUUGUAUCUCCAAAAAAAGAUUAUUCAAAAACACUUUGAGAAGAAAACAGAAAUCAGGAAAGGGAUAGGAUACCUAAAGUUAAUAUGUUUUCUGACUCCAUUUCUGCUGAGUUUAAAAAAGAAGAUGAAAGUUCCAUAUUUACGUAGUCUGCUUCAGCCUUUUUCAGAUGACAAGGUCAAGACAGAGCGAGAAUUGCCUCCAUUUAUAUAUGGACGAGAUUUUAAAUGCCAGAAUUUUCACUACAAAGAGGAUCAGUAUUUUCAUGUUCAUGGAGGAAUUGAAUUUGAUAUCAGCACUCCUUCAAUUGAGAAUGCUUUGGAAGAUUUUAAGAACAAUUUAGAAAAAAUACGGGAUUGUGCUGCUAAUACAUUUGCAGAAGAUUCAGGAUACAAAGAACAUUACUCAAUACCAAUCAUGAAAUUAAAUGGAAAAAGCUACUAUGUGAUCAGUUUUGAACUUGAAACUUUUUAUCAGCAACUAUAUAAGACACAGUGGUGGGGAGCCAUAAAUGAAAUAAUGAACAAUCUGAGACUGAAAAGACUUCCACUGACAGAUGAUCAAUUACAUGAACAAUUUAAGAAAAAAUUUGGUUUCAAAAAAGCUAUGAAAUGCAAGAGUAUCCCAUUUGGUAUGAAGUCAGCUGUUGAAAGAGGAUUAUCUGCUGUUUUCCAUACAUUUAGCCGUAAAAUUUCAAGUUCGACAAUCAAUGUUUCAGAUGAGGCAGGUUAUGCUAUUUUCCAUCAAGCUGCUCUGCACAACAGAGUUCCAAUCAUAUGUCAACUGUGCAAUGCCAACUUCAAUGUCAACCAGAGACGCUUUAUUAUACUUAGCCAAGGUCCAACACCUCUACACCUGGCAGCACAGGCUUGCUCAUUAGAAACAACCAUCUGUCUACUUUGUUUCAAAGCUGAUUACACACUUUCUGAAAAAAGAGGCUGGAUGCCAAUUCACUUUGCUGCUUUCUAUGACAAUAUCUGCAUCAUAAUUGUUCUCUGUAGGAAGGAUCCUAGUUUACUAGAAGCUGAGGCAACAGCUGAGAAUCAGUGUACUCCACUGUUACUUGCUGCCACUUCGGGAGCACUGGACACUAUUCAGUACCUACUUUCUCUUGGAGCUAACUGGAGAAAAACAGAUAGUAAAGGAAAUAAUAUAAUUCAUUUAGCAGUGCUGAACUUUCACACGGAGGUUCUCAAGCAUGUAAUAGAGUUAAAUAUUCCUGAACUCCCAGUUUGGAAAACUUUGGUAGAAAUGUUGCAGUGCGAAAGCUAUAAACGAAGGAUGAUGGCUGUCAUGUCUUUAGAAGUAAUCUGCUUAGCAAAUGAUGAAUACUGGAAAUGUAUUUUGGAUGCAGGCACCAUUCCUGCCUUAAUCAAUCUAUUAAAAGGUUCCAAAAUAAAAUUACAGUGCAAAACAGUUGGGUUAUUGAGUAAUAUCUCAACCCAUGCAGAGAUAGUGCAUGCUCUAGUAGAAGGAGGAGCCAUUCCAGCUUUGAUCAACCUACUGGUUUCUGAUGAACCCGAACUACACUCUCGGUGUGCUGUCAUUCUCUAUGAUAUCGCUCAACUUGAAAACAAGGAUGUUAUUGCCAAAUAUAAUGGAAUUCCAGCUCUGAUAAAUCUUUUGAACUUAGACAUAGAAAGCGUGCUAGUAAAUGCAAUGAACUGUCUACGGGUAUUAUGUAUGGGAAACAAAAACAAUCAAAGAGCAGUGAGAGACCAUAAAGGCAUCCCAUAUCUUAUCACAUUUCUGAGUUCUGAUUCAGAUUUAUUUAACUGGUUCUUGAAUUCAUUUGAAGAUGUGUUGACAGCUGUAUCGUCUGUUACCAUUGCUGAGGUUGCACGUGACAAUAAGGAAGUUCAGGAUGCUAUGGCUCUGGAAGGAGCCAUUCCUCCUCUGGUGGCUCUUUUUAUAGGAAAACAGCUUGGUGUUCAAGUGAAGGGUGCAAUGGCUGUGGAAGCACUGGCAAGUUACAACCCUGCUAUACAGAGAGCAUUUCUGGAAAAAUCAUUAAGUAAAUAUCUUUUAAAACUCCUCAAGGCAUUUCAAAUAGACGUUAAGGAACAAGGAGCUGCAGCACUUUGGGCCUUGGCAGGACAAACACUAAAACAACAAAAGUAUAUGGCAGAACAGAUUGGAUACAACUUUAUAAUAAAUAUGCUUUUAUCACCAUCAGCUAAAAUGCAGUAUGUUGGUGGUGAAGCAGUCAUAGCACUAAGUAAGGACAGCAGGAUACACCAAAAUCAAAUAUGUGAAGGGAAUGGAAUUGCACCACUGGUUCGCUUACUAAGGAUUAGUAAAAUAGCUGAAGGAACACUUCUGAGUGUCAUCAAAGCAGUGGGAUCCAUCUGUAUUGGUGUCGCCCAUACAAGCAAUCCCAUUAGUCAACAAUUUGUUGUAGAAGAAAAUGCCUUUCCAGUACUUAUCCAACUACUGAGAAAUCACCCUUCUCCUAACAUUAAGGUUGAAGUGGCAUUUUCCUUGGCAUGCAUUGUCCUAAGGAAUGAUCAGUUACAGAAAGAAUUACAAGAAAAUGAAGGAUUUAAUUAUGCUGACGUCCUUUAUCUUCUUCACUCACAAGAUAAGGAUAUUUGUUUAAGAGCAGGCUAUGCGUUAACCCUUUUUGCCUUCAAUAGUCGCUUUCAACAAUACUUAAUAUUGGAAAGUGGAAUAAUGACCAUAUCAACUUUUGAACCUUUUCUUGAAUCAACAUUUGAAACUGAGAAGGCAAUGGCAGCUUUUCAGAUUAUUAUAUUAGCUAAAGUCAUUAUAGAUGUGGACCACAUUACUUUGACUGCAAGAGGUGUUACUAUUUUAGCUGAUAGUCUAUAUUCAGUUCAUUCCACUACUAUUGUCUUGACAGGGAAUUUAAUAGCUACCCUGGCUCAUUCUAGAGCUGGUAUUCCAGAAGCAUUUACCACAUUAGGGACAAUCCAACGGCUCUGCUACCAUUUGUACUCAAGUCAAGAAGAGGUUCGCACGGCUUGCUCCAGUGCUCUUGGCUACUUAACUUACAAUGCAAAUGCUUUCCGAAUCUUAUUAAAGGAAUGCAGGAAUAAGCCUAAUCAGUUCCUUCGUAUAACAAAGAAUAUCAACAGAGAUGCAAGUAUAAACCCAGCAUUUUUAAAGGAAUUUCAAAUGCAACAAAGAGUGGGACUUCCUUCCUUAAGUCUGGAGAAAAAUGGAGGACCAUCCAUAAUUCCUGUCUUUAAAAAAGGGAAAGAGCACCGAAGAAAAUUAAAACCCAAAAGUCGACCAAGAGAUUCUUUGACUUUUAUACCUCCUGUAACUAACUUCAUGGGACUCUUCAAAACAAAAAAGACCACUGUUUCUCAAAAUAUUUUUUCCUUUUCAUCUGUAAUUUCAUCAGAUAUCACAACUGUAUCAAGACCAAGAAUAGUGCUUUUGAGCCAACUUGGGAAACAUGUACAGAAAGCUAAUCCAGAGCCUGCAGAAGGCUAAUUAAAAACAUUUUAGUGUAAAAGGAUUCCUGAGCAAUUUUUUAAAUUUUUUUAUUUUUUAAUUGUGGUAAAAUAUACAUAACUGAGUAAUCUUUUUGAAUGGAAGUUCUUGAUAUUGAUACUUAACAAAUUUUCCUUAGCAUGUCUACUGGAAUUUAACAUCAGGUCAGAAUUAUGGUUUCAAAAAAUAUGUAGAAUUUUCUAUAAUAGAAUGCCUGCACUUAAAACUAUUAAGAUAUAGCAACUGACACAAUGGCAAAAUUAGUGUAUAUAUCAAGUGUUAGAAACAUUUUUAAAUUGGUAUGCUGGGCUAAAAAGACCUGAUUCAAAGUAGCCUACAUGUUAACACUCACUGUACUACCUUAAGAUAUUUAAUGAUAAAUACUAUAGGUACACGAGUCUUCUAAAAUCUGAAAUGUAUACUUCUAAAAAUAUUUUACUAAAAAAAAAUCUGAAAUCAUUUCCCAUCAAGCACAAAAGUAUGGCUAAAAAGUGUGGCCACCACUGUUGACUAUUCUCCAUAGGUACAGAGUAUCUUUGGUUUGCAGCUGGAAUAGAUGACAUUCUUUGUGGCUUAGAAUCAUGUGAUGUCUUUGCCCAACCAGUAUUGUUUCCAGUAGGUGCAAGUUUUGAUGUAUGUCUGCUUCUCACAUUUUUACAGCAGCAAAUGGAUUUGAUAUAAAAGCUAACUAGGUUUUAGUGGGUCCUUUAAAGAGCCACCGUUUUUCCUCUGUCCACUUGCUCAAUUGUCUCUAUAGUCUACCUGGGCUGCAGAGAACACAUACAUUAAUUAGCAGUUAUUUUCUCCAACAUAGCUUAACAUAACAGUAAUGGUGGUGGUGACUGCAGCUACAGGUACUCAGGGCUUUCUGUGUGCCGCAGUCCAAAGCCUGUGCUCUUAACCACUGUACAAUAAGAGACCUCUUUAAUCUUCAAAUUCGAUUCAAAAUUAUCUUAAUAUCUCUGAGUCACAACUUCCUGGUGGAAUUCUGAGAAGAAUAGCAUAUUUUAUACUAGAAAGGGAUAAAUAAUUCAAAUGAUACAAACCUGUGUCAUUUAUUCAGCAUUGUUAAGAAUUCAUAUCAUUGGAAACAUUUAAGCCUCUGUAGACAUUAAAAAAAAAAAGCCUUUAGACAGCAAACUUUGAGCUUUGAAACUGGCUUCAGGUGGUUUCAAAGUUGAUGAUCAGGGUUUUUAUGCAUUCAAUAACAUAGACAUUUCCUGAGUACCCUGGCCUAGCCGGACCAUCCUACCACGCUUAAAACUUUACAGUAUUUCUCCUUAAGUACAGCCCCAAAGUACAGAUUACUUUUAUUACCCUGCACUUUCUUUUUAUUUUUAAAAAUUAUACAUAAGAUGAGAAAGGCCUCAAUACAGAGAGAGUUUCAGCAAAUUGCCUGCCUCUUACCUGUACUAUAAGCUAACUUUGGCACACAUGCUUUCCAAUAUAGAGUUUGAUGUUUCUUCCUUUUUCUUCCUUCCUUCUGGCUAAUAUACUGAAAGACCUAAAUAUAUGGAAUGCUUCCAGAAUUUGCUUGUAUUCUUUAUCUGUAGUUUACCUGAUUUAUAUCAUGAACUUAAUUUUGACAUGUGUGUUUGUAGCAUCUGGAAGAGUUAAAUACUUUGAAAUUUUAAGAACUUAGAUUAUAGAUAUUCCUAUUUUAUAAAAUUUGUGAUGGUGGGAAAAAAUUUUGGUCAAUUUUCUUCCAUAGUUUAUAUGCACUCUUAUUGUAACAGCCAAAGGAAAUACACUUUUACACUUUCUGUGAAUUUAGAUUCACAUAAUACAGAAUACAAAUCCAAAUGUAAAAGGUGAAUUCAAAAACUAAUAGUUUCUUCUAAAUUAUAGUUACAAACCAAUUAUAUCAUACCUAUACCUCAACAUCAAAGAAUGUAAGCUUUAUAAAUGUUGCUGUUUCUAUACGUUCUCUCAUAUAAAUUAUAUUUCCAGGAUAAAAUGGAGGAUCAUAAAGCAAUAUUCUGUGAUCACAAUUCUAGAAAAAAGAAUUACUUAUGGAAUUUCCCAAAAGGGAAGGUCACCUUAAGGAAGGAUUAAAAUAAGAAAUCUUCUCAUUCUAGAUUUUUAUCCUUACCCUCUAGUUUCUCAAUAAAGCAAGUCACUGACUAGAAAAUUAACAACUUGAUCAAGUAUGGAUGAUGUAACAUAAAUCUCUACUAGCAAAAUCUCUCAAAGGACAUUAAAUAGUUAGUAGCAUCAUCCUUAUAUUCAAAGGACAGUACAUUCAGUUAUUUUAAUCUGGGCAGAAAAAAAGUCAUGAACUGUUAUGAUAUCUGAAGUAAAAGUCAGAGUCACGGCUUCCCUGGUGGUGCAGUGGUUGAGAGUCUGCCUGCCGAUGCAGGGGACACAGGUUCGUGCCCCGGUCCGGGAAG